GGACAAAGAAGCAGACAGGGCAGAGCGGGGUAGGUACAAGCUAUGCCGAGAGCUGAGUUUACGAGAUGAGGUUGCACCGACGUCUAGUCUCGAUGGCGAACGAAUGUGGGAUCGGCGCAAGCUUGAAGCGGGGAAACAAAGCUGACCUACGUGGGUGGUGCCUGCGUCUGCGCCAGCUUGCCAAGGAGCGGUUGACGGCGCAACGACCGGGCCGCGAUUCUCUCAUUCACCAUCGAUAAGCAAGACUCACUUGUCACGACGCGCCACACAACAACAUUCGACACCUCGAAGACCCUCGCACACAUCUGCGCAGUAACACGACAGCCCAUACUCGAUCCUCGCCACAUUACAAGCAAGCGCAAACUACACCCGCCAUGUCGUCCCCCGCAGAAGCAGAAUAUGGGAGCAAAGACACGCAGGAUGCAAACAAGCAGAUUCUCUUCCGCUUCUGCUCUGAAUGCUCAAAUUUGCUGUUUCCCCGUGAAGACAAAGCCGAGAACAAGCUGCUGUUCGCCUGCAGAACAUGCUCCUUCACCGAAGAGGCGCCCUCGUCCUGUGUCAUGAGGCACGAAAUCGCAUCGACAGUUGGAGCGACGGCUGGUGUCACAGCAGAGGUCGCGCAAGAUCCUACGGUUGGUGCCUCCAACCCCUCUCCCCAGAACGCUGCUCCAAAAGAGAAAGAAGUCACAUGCUGCACCAUGUGCGGGCAAGACAUCAUGUGCAAUGUGUGCGGCGAAGACUGGGCUCCGGGCUUCAUGCUUGAGGCUGAGGACGAGCCGUCACACGUGGAACCUCAACACGACAUAAAUCAUGAUUUUGAGUUCUACGAUGAUGACUUCUUCGACGACGAGGAUAUGGAAGACGUCUUGUCAUGAGCACACCCCUCUGUUGCUUGCCUGAUUCUUUCGAACCUGCUCGCUAACAGUUGCGGCCAGCUACCGCGCGUCCAGAAGCAGUGCUCUUGCGGCGAGAACGAGGCUGUCUUCUUCCAGUCGCAACAGCGAACCGCGGACACGGGCAUGGCCCUCUACUACGUUUGCUGCGGCUGCGGUAAAGUCACGCAACCCUCAUGAACGAUGCAUUUAUGAUAGGCAUUUGGCCGGCGUUUGGACCUUUAUGUGCGGCGUGGAGUCCCGGAGAAUUAAUCUUCUGAUACCCGUGGGUAUUUAUACAAUGGCAUACACAUGUUUUACAGUGUCCUUGGGCUCCAUAU
This is a messenger RNA of Macroventuria anomochaeta, 1213 nucleotides long. RefSeq lists its product as uncharacterized. Gene Ontology annotation, molecular function: DNA-directed RNA polymerase activity. Gene Ontology annotation, biological process: maintenance of transcriptional fidelity during transcription elongation by RNA polymerase II; DNA-templated transcription; transcription initiation at RNA polymerase II promoter. Gene Ontology annotation, cellular component: RNA polymerase II, core complex. Bases 375 to 875 code for a protein of 166 amino acids. The transcript is spliced from 3 exons. The record is from RefSeq and is a predicted model, not a curated record. NCBI's taxonomy places the organism in Eukaryota, Fungi, Ascomycota, Dothideomycetes, Pleosporales, Didymellaceae.